UCUCGCGAGAUGUCAUGCAGCAGGAGAAAGAAAAUGGAAUCUCAUGCUAGCAUGGUAGCUUAUCGAAUAUAGCAACUACUGAAGAACUGUAACAUAUAAUUAAGGGUUGCAGCCUACAGAUGUCAGCAUGGACUCAAUAGAAAAGACCAGUGCAGUUAAUGAUGAUGGUAAUUCAGGUACAACAGACGAACAGCAGAGCCAAUCAGACGGGCUGGACUCUGUCAGCAGGCCAUCCUUGUCACAGGUUAAAAAGUCCUGGGGCUUCAGAAGGUCGACCAUUGCUCGGCGGGAGUUCAUGGAGGAGGUUGGAGACCUAUCUAACAGCCCCCCUGUGGUUCGAAGGGGCAGAACUCGAAGAGCCAAUCAGGCGGCUGCGACAAACACAGAAGACAAGAGCAAAAAGAAAAAUACCCGAACAACUCGGAGUGUAAUAGACGACCUGCAGUGGUCUGCCCCUUCCUCACCUGUGACAGAGGAUAGCAAGGAACCAUUGGAGACCUCUGCUGGAGGGACCUUCGAUCCCAGUUUAUGGCAGGACUUUGGAUCUGCUUUCCACACUGCUUUCUCUCUUCUAGGUGGUGGGGAGGACUUGCCACUGACUGAUGCCGCAACAGUUCCAGACUUUUUUUUGCCUGCCGAUCCACAGCUAAUAGAAAAAAAUGAGGUACCUGAUAAUCUGGAUGACACGGAGCUCACACAGCCUGCUGCUUCUGACAGCACUGCAGAAAGACAGAUCGACAAUGUUAUUUUGAUCUCUAGUCAAGAAGAGGACAGUGAUGAAAUGACUCUGUUGCAAAUUAAAGAGCAGUUGGCCAGCAGCAGCAGCAGCCAAGGAGGCUCAAAGACUCGUGGUGGGAAGGGUGGAAGAGGGAAAGCCAAAGCAAGGGGAAGAGGCAGGGGGAGAGGUAGAGGGAAAGGUAAGGCAAGAGGCAGGGGAAGGGCAGUGGAGCUUCAGUCUAUUCUAGCAGAUAAUGAGGAUGACGAAGAUGAUGUCAUCUUUGUUAAUACAGAUGAGCAGCAACUUUUACAUGAAGAGAGCAUCCAAAAUGAACCGCAUAACAAUCCUGAAAUGGAAUCUACAUCUACCGACUUUGAUAUAACUCUGAAUGCUGCUCUGCAGUCAGCCAGCGCAGGCUACGUUGUCGUAGACAGUGACUUUAAUCAAAGUAGUGCUUUAACUCAUGGCCAGUUUGCUGAUGCACCGGAUGAGACCGAGAGAGAAGACCAGAAUCAGGGUGAGAGUGGAGGAGAGACACAGAGCGUCACAGAGAGCGGGGAACAUGACUCCAGCGCCAUGUGCUUCGUCUGCAGCCAGACGCAUAUUAAGAGGUUCAUGAUCUGCUGUAACAGCUGCCAGGAGUGGUUUCAUAGUGCCUGUGUCGGUAUUAGUGAGACGCAGGACUGGAAGAUAGAAGAGAAAGAGCAAGACUACAUGUGUUUGACCUGUACCACCACGAGGCAGACCAUCAUCCACUUAGAGUCUCAGCUUGAGCCUGACCUUAGCUUUCCUGAGUGUUUGACACUAAGUCCUCCUGAUGUGGGAUCGGAGCAACAAGAGGAGCAGCAGCAAGUUCUCAAGGAGGCUGUUUUAGUGAAGGAGAAAGAAGAAGAGAGGGAGGCUGUGGAGACGAGGCCUGAGGGUGAACCUGCAGCUGAACCUCAGUGUGGGAUGGAGAGCUCUUUCCCUCUGUGCACUGGGCCUGGCUGCGCAAACCAGGCGCUGCCAGAUUCAGUUUACUGCGGCACAGACUGCAUCGUUCAGCAUGCUGCUAUUACUCUGAAGACUCUUUCCAGCCCUAAGGUGCCUAAAUCAGAUGGACGGCCGCAGAGAAGAGCUGCAGCAGCCAAACCUGCAAAGGGUCAAAGCUCGUGUCGAACAUCUAAGAGGUUGGCAAGAAAAGUUUUGGAGGAUGCUGAUGAAGCGGGGGUGAAGGAAGAUCACACAGAGCAGGAGGAGCCGUCUGCUUCUCCUAAAACCUGUGACCCCAGUCUCACAGAUGUUCAGUCCACUUCCAUACCAUCAUCUAACCUAGACACCACGUCUGAUGAGACCAGAGAAAAGCCAGAAACAGAGGUUGGGACAAUAUCACUUGUAAAACAGACGGUGGAACCGCCAUUAAAGCAGCCGCCUCAGGAAAAAGGACCUCAAAGUGCUGAUGUGUCUAUUAAGGAAAAACACCCUAAAAAUAGUGACCCAGAAAAAGAACCUGAAAGUACUGAUGUGUCUAAUCAGCCAACUGCUCCAGAUGGUGUCUCAGCCCCUCCCACACUGGAAAAAUCCAAUCAAACUGCAGCAACACCAACUCCACUACCUUCAGCCAUUCGAGUCCAUGAGAUGGGUGCACUAAUCGUCAAAAAGACCACAUAUGUCAUACCAAAGAAACAGCCUGCGUCUCAGUCUGCCUCUGGCCAGCCCUCCCAGAAAGUUUCUUCUGUUUCAACUCUGCUGAAUGAAACCCGUAAUCUUCUUGUCCCUCCGGCGCCCAGUGCUCCGUCCUCCCGACCCUCUCAGCCCAAUAACCAGGUCCGUCAGAGCAUCCAGCGCACCCUUACUAGCAUCCUGUUCAAGAGGGUAAGUGAUUGUGACGAUCUGGAGAUGCCUGAAAGCGAAGUUGUAAAACUUGUGGCUGGCAUUGAGAAGGAAAUGUUUGACAUAUUCCGCACUACGGACAGCAAAUACAUGAACAAGUAUAGAACUAUAAUGUUUAACCUCAAAGACCCAAGGAAUAAGGGCUUGUUGUAUCGUGUUGUAAAUGGAGAAAUUGGUCCAUUCAGGCUUGUCAGAAUGACCCAAAAGGAUAUGCAGGCUACUAAGGCCCCUGAGCCAACUACUAAGGAACCAUCUCAGCCUAGGAUUGAAGCUGCUAAGGAGACAAAUAUGCCAAAGCCUGAAGCCGUGAAGAUUGAUUUGGCCAGUUUGAAUCCUGCUAGAACAGAAAGAAAACCUGAGAGCAUGGAACAGAAGAAAAUUCUGCCUUCUCAGCCCUCCAAGGCUAAAGGUAUCCAACCAGGCAAAAACAAAAAGAUGCCAGAUAUUUUGUCCUGCAUGCUGAAGGAUACAACAAAGGAACACAAAGCUCACCUCUUUGAUCUGAAAUGCAAAAUAUGCACAGGCCAGAUACAAAAUGUAGAAGAUGAAGAACCUGCUAAGAAAAAAGUGAAGGUAUCUACAUCAACGCAUAAGACUGAGUCAUCAUGGAGGAAGCUUGGAGGGGAUGAGUCUCCACUUUUUGCCCCACCUGACAUGCCUGAAAUUGAUUCUCCUACAUCUUCACCGAUGGAGCCAUCGCCUCAUAUUGAUAUUGAUUCUCCAAAAUUGACAAUUGUAGAAUCUCCUGCUUCUCCAGUGAUGGAGUCUCCUACCUCCCCAACAUUAGAGUCCCCUGCCUCCCCUAUGAUGGAGUCUCCUGCCUCUCCAACUGCAGAGGGUUCCACGUUACCUGCACCAAAGCGAUCAUAUACACCAGUCGUGAUUCCCACUGUCUCCACGGUUACCAUUACCAGACGCGAUCCUCGAACAGCAGCAAAUAGGCUCACUGCUUCCUUAGGGGGUAACUCCAGCCUCAGUAACAUCACCACCAAACAAACAGCUCCCUACAGUGCCAUAAAAGGCCCCCCAACCAAUAGUUCAACACAACCACCUUCAAUACCACCACCAAAAGCUCUUCCCAAAUCAAUAUUGAUGAAGCCAUCCUCCUCUACUGACCCAAGACUGUAUGGUGCCUCCUCCAGAACCGCAGUCCCUCAAACCCCAGCAGAUGGUGAUACUGCUCCUUUCCUAGCUAAGCAGGGCAUACUGUGGAAAGGCUUCCUCAACAUGCUCACUGUGGCUAAGUUUAUGACCAAAGGAUACCUGGUUUCAGGACCUGCUGAAAAUCUUAAAGCGGAUUUGCCAGAUACCAUACAAAUUGGAGGACGAAUCUUACCCGAAACUGUGUGGGACUAUGUUGAAAAGCUAAAGACCUCAGUUACAAAGGAGUUGUGUGUGAUCCGUUUUCACCCUGCAACAGAGGAGGAAGAGGUGGCCUAUGUGUCCCUCUUUUCCUACUUCAGCAGCAGAGGACGCUUUGGAGUGGUCGCCAACAUUAGCCGUUCCAUCAAAGAUGUGUAUCUAGUCCCGCUUGGAGCAAAUGAAUCAAUCCCAUCCAUACUACAGCCAUUUGAAGGUCCAGGCCUUGAAAAGAACCGACCAAAUCUUAUUUUGGGUCUAGCAAUUACCCAGAAAUUAAAACGUCCAGCAAGCUUACCUCAGGAAGUUGAAGAGAAGAAACUCAAAGUGAACAUAUCCAAAGACCCUAUGUGGAUCCCAAAACCACCAGUCCUCUAUGGUUCAGAUACGUUUGACAUAUCCAAACCAUAUGAUCCAGAGAUGGCUGGUAGUUACUCCCCUCCUGGUUCUCCAACUUGCAUUGAAUCACCAUCAGACUUGUCCUCAUCUGGCUCAGUUCCCAAACCUCCCGUCCUUGGUUCAAUCAAAGAAAAUCCUUCUGUUUCAGCCAUUGCUGCUACUGAGUCCCCAGCUGUAAAUGACUCAGGCAAGAGUAUCCCACCAUCCAACAGCAAUAAGACCCCAUUACAGACUAUUUUGAAGACAUUGUUUAAGGGAAAGGAGUCUGACCCAAUAGUCUCCUCUGAUGGAAAUUCCCCCAAAACAGAUGGAAAUGCUAAGAAAAAACAAGUCUUCUCUAAAGUUUCUGGAUCUAUGGUUGAUCCAAUAGUCCAGCAAUAUGGACAAAAAUCAAAAGUCAAAAAGGUAGAAGAAGAGAAGGAGGAAGACUUUGACAGACCAUAUGACCCUGAAGAGGAAUAUGAUGCUGCAAAAGGAUACAUUUUUACUCAAAAAAUCCCAGAUAAUAAUAAUACAGAUGACUCUGAAUUAAUUGGCUCAGUGGAAGAUGAUGUGGCUUAUGAUCCAGAAGAUGAAACUAUCUUUGAAGUAUUUCAGGGUGAUGCUGCUGUAACAAAGCUUUCCUCUCCAAACCAAAGCGCAGAUAUUCAAAUUUCAGAAUCUCAAACACCCAUUUCAGAUUCUACUCCAACAACACUAAAGUCUAACCCAACUUCAGUAUUGUCGACCCUUCCCACAGGCACUGUAGUUGUCUCAGCUGCAACUCUGAGUGAACAGCAGCGGAUGCUGGAGGAACUUAACAGGCAAAUUGAAGAGCAAAAGCGACAGUUAAAAGAACAGGAAGAGGUGUUACGACAACAGAGAGAGGCUGUGGGAAUGUUUAUGGCUCACUUUUCUGUUUCUGAUACUUUAAUGUCUCCUCCCACAAAAGCACUUCCACACAGCCAGCUGCCAACUGGGCAGUGUGGUGAAAGACUAACAGUUUCAAAGCCUGCAGAUAAACCCAACAAAGUUACCAACAAUGCAGAGAUAAAGGAUACCUCAGCUGUGAAGUCAGAAACCGUUAGACUUGAACACACAACAGUCAGUGAUACUUUAAAAGAUACCACAAACACUCUGACAGAGCAAAUAGGAACAAAUGACAAUGUAAAAGACUGUGAGAAAUAUUCCUCUGCUGGAGAGAUUGAGGACUCUGAUGUAGCUUAUGACCCUGAGGAUGAGUCACUUUUUGAUGAAAUCCAGGAUGAUGUUUUUAAAGGAGGAAGUACAAAGACUAGUAACACUUCAUUGAAGACUAGGGAUAGCUAUGGGAACAGAAGCGCCUCUCCAAAUUCGCACCCCAGCAGAAGGCGAAGGUCAUCACCUAAAAGACGAAGUCGUAGAGAAAUGGACCAUAGAAGCCCUUCAAGAAGGUCACAGGGGCGUUCUCACUCACAUUCUAGGAGACAUAGGGACAAGGAUAGACACAGAAAAAGUGAAAGAGAUAGGUCUAGGCAUAGAACUAGAGAUCCAUCUGAAUAUUCAGGACACCAUCGAAAAGCCCGUGCUUCUAGCAGACAUUCUCAUAGGCGGGGAAGGUCCUCAUCUUCCCCAAGAAGAAAACAAUCAGCCUCCCUUUCGCCAAUACGCCACAGAGUACAACCUUCACAGGUCACUGAUAAGACAAAAAAUAAAAGUGCUCCAAACAAUCCUGAACCCGUAAAGACAUCUUUAGCAUCACCAUCAAUGCCAUCAACCAUUGGAAUUAAAAGUGACCCAGAUGAACAUAAGUCAGAGUGUAAACUUCUUGAGAAUCCUGUUAAAGACUCAGCUGAACUUAUUCAAAAUGUGAAGACUGAGCUUUCCGAACCAUCAAUCAGUCAAUAUGAAAUACAAACAAGCAGCUUUUCCAGCCAGGAAAACAGACCAUCUCUGCAAGAGACAUGGUUUCAAGACAAAUUUGAAAGCAAAAUUCCUCUGAGAGAAAUUGAUCCACCUCUGCGAGAUUCUCCUGAAAGCCCUGAUCCAGAACCACAGUUUUCAAAACCUUCCAGCACUGAAAAUGUGGAUUUUCAAAAGACUGAUUUACCAUCAGGACUAAAUAUUCAGGGCUCAGUCACAGAAGGGGAUGACACGAAGGACUGUGAAAACGGCAUGAUCCAAACAGAUCUAAAGGAACAAGGAAUUGGUGUUAUCGGGCCUGAUAUGCAAUAUGUAAUGACAAAUGUUUUGGGCCCUAAGCGAAGCUUAGAUGACCAUGGGACACCUAUGAUGGGACAGGCAGCAUGUCUUCAGGGUCCAGUGCUAAGUUUAAUAAAGAAUCCUAACCCCAAUAUAAACGAUACACAGGCUACCACUGGAGACUCAGAAAGAAGAAAACAAGUCCAAGGAGCAGCAAACCUCCAUGUUGCAUCAGGGAUAGAAAAAUCAAGCAUUAGAAUGGAGACCCCAGAUCAGUUGUUUAAAAAACAGCUGUCGGACAAAGCUCUGCCUGGGUCCAGGGAUUCUGUUUCUACAAUGCCACAUCAUAAUCCAAGUAUAACUGGGGACUUUAGUCAGGCACAGCAAAAUAUCAAUUAUAACAGGGAAGCUUUGCCUUUUUUGAAAACCGGUGAGUUAAGAUCCAACAUAAAUAUCUAUGACAGCAAGUCAGGCAUCAUGAAAAUAGAGACAGCAUUCGGAGGUGAAAGGUUUGAAGGUGGAAUUUCACAUAGUAGGAAUUUAGGUUCUCACAUUGCAGUAGGUGAUAAAGCAGGCCAAAGUGCUUCACUCAUUGGAUUUAGAGGAGAUAUGACACAUUUAAAACAUACUGAAAGUGUGACCUUUAAGGGACGGGGACUUGGGGAAAGAGAAUCUCAGACUUUUAGGGGAGAUGCAAACUUAACUGAUUUUCAGGAAAAUAGAGACAGCCCAGAUCCCAACUGGAGAGGCCAACUGUCAUUUCAGACUAGUGAAGAUAAAGGCCUUGGUCCAGCUGAUAGACAUCUUGGUUCAGAUGCCCCAAAGUCAGAUGCUGGGGAUGCUCACAAAGGAGCAGUUCGAGAAGUAAUAGAUUCAGUCAGGGCAGGGCCAUUUACACAAGAUGAUUGGACUACUCAUCAGUUUGGUAAAAUGGGGUCAAACAUGGAGAGUCAGGGUCCUCAAAAAGUAGGUGAUCAAAGCUUUCAUUCACAAAGAAAUAAAGAAGUUAGUCCCAACAGAAAAACCUUUGAGCAUGAUUUUAGGGUGCCCAGGGGCUCAGAUUUUAUGGGAGCUAGAACAGAAGUAAGAAAUCCUGAAUUGCAUUUCACAAGGAAUGAUGUGAGACAUCCUGUGUGUUCAGAUAUGAUGGACCAGGCCCCUGAAAAGAAAGACUCUGAAUUUGAAGUGACAAUGCUGGACAGGAGAGAACAAUCGUGUCCAGAUGUGGAGAGGCUGGGACCUAAAUUUAUGGGUCCUCAAAGUGAUAUCCCUGAGCCUAAACGUAGUGGGCCAGGGUGUCCAGAUUUCAUGGGACAAAGACUUAAUAAAAGAAUGUGGCCUGAAAGGACAGGACCAGAUAUAUUGGGUCCAGGGAUUGAUAGAAGGGUUCCCAAUAUGGGAGGUCCUGUUAAUGCCUGGAGAGGAAGAGGAGGUCCAAUAUUAAGAUUAAGUGGACCUGAAAAAAGAGACUUAUCUAUGGAAGUUGCUGAACACCACAGUAGAGGUCAAGACAACCCAGAAUUUAGACAACCAGGGCACACUAAAGGAAGUCCUGCUAUGGAAAAUACUGGUUCUCAGAGUAGAGCAAGCGGGGGACCAUUUUUUCCAGGACAAGGUCCAGAAAGCAGAUGCUCAUCUAUUCAAGGACCUGUACCAGACAGAAGAGGCCCCAGUUUGGAUUGCCAAAAUUCUGACUGGGAAGGCUCAAUGGGACAUGAAAAUUGUGGACCGGGGUCUGAAAGAAAGGGAACAUAUUUGGGGGCUGCUGAGCCUCUCCGCAUAGAAGAAGGGAAAGAAAGAAAUAUCAGAGGUAGAGGAAGAGGUAGAAUAGGGCCUCAAGCAUAUGGCGAGGACUGGCAUAUUAGGGACUCUUGGCCAGAAAGAGCAGCUCCAAACAUAAAACAAGAAAAUAGCAGGAGCCCUCCAAGAGGCUCGUCGUUUAGGUGUCCUGAGCAAGAAAGAACCACUUCAGAAAUGGGAGGUCUGCAGCCUGAUAGGAAUAUGUCACACCUUGAAGAGCGUAACAGAAUAGAUAUGGGAGGUGUACCAACUUGUGGAAUGGGUCAAAAAUUUUAUAGGAGACCAGAUCAUGAAAGAAGAGUUGCAGAUUAUGGGGGCCAAGUCCCUGACAGACAAAAUCCAAGGGGCACAAACUUUAGAAAACCUGUGCCUGCAAAGCCAUAUUCAGGUAUUGAAGACCAGAAACCUAACUGGAGAGAAUCAAGUGGCCCUGAUUUUGAAGGUCCUCGGCAGGAAGAAGUGAAUACAGAGGGUCUUGGAUAUGAAAGAGAAAAUGAGUGGGUCGAGUCUGAACCAAUUCAAGAUUUUCAUGAUUAUGAGAUCUCAGAUAAUGAUAGAAGAGGUAGAAGCUUUAGACCUCCAAGACUAAUGAGAAGGAAUGUCCGAAGACCAGGACCAAAUUCUCGUGGCACUGGACCUAACUGGAGGGGUGGUGCCUUUGAAGGGAAAAGGUCAGAUAGAAGAGGGCCGGGGUUUGAGGACUGGGGAAGAGGAGGAUCUUCUGGGGAUAUUUGGGACAACAGUGAAGAUAGGAGUUUUGCGAAUUUCCAAGAUGGUUCUGAUGAACAGGUUGAAGAGUCCCAUAGGCAAGAUGAUUAUACUGAAUGGGAAGAUGCACAGGAUUCAGAAAAUGUGCAGUUUCCUGUUUCUGGAGAUGACUGGGAUGGUCCUGCAUUUAGCGCUCCAGGGUCAGCUCAAGACAACACAGAUCUAGACUAUCCUGGCCCUAAUGGAGAAGGCGAAGGACAUGAAUGGACAGAGCCUGAUGGAGAAGGUUCUGGGGUAUUUUUCAGAGGUAGAGGGAGUACAUGUAAUAGAAGACAAAACUGGGGUAGGGUCAGAGGAAGAGGACGAGGAUCAGCUAUGCAGAGACAUGAAAACAUGGAGGAUGACUGGAGGCACCAGGACUUUAAGGGAAAUAUGAGGGGCCAUGAUGUUGGCAUACCCAGGACUCCAAGGGGAGGUUUCAAUUUAAGAAGAUCACACCCAAACAGGAGACCAUUCAAGAGGGGGGGUCCAAAUUUAAGAUGCCCAAAACCAGGCUACAGAAAUUUUAAUGAGUUUCCUGAGUCUGAUGGGAGAGCUUUAGAUUUUGGAGAACAGGCAACUGAAAGGCAUGGUGUAGAUGGGGAUCAUCUAAGGACAGAUUACCAAGGAUUUGAACAUGAAUUUAAAAGAGUAAGGAGAGGUCCAGUGAUGAGACAACAAGGUCCCGGCAAUACAGAAAUAACGGGGAUGUCACCUAAUAAUAUGGGUCCAAGAGAAGAUAGAAGGGAUACAAACUCUGAGAGAGGUCCAGGUUGGAGGGAACAAGAACAAAGGCAUCGAGGUCAGCCCACUAGCAGAGAGGGAAGGGGUCCUCAUCAACAGAACACUGACACUCACGAAGGACCUCCAGCUCCAUUUAAAAGGCCUCCAGGACCCUUUACAACAAGAGGCGGAAAAUCAAUCCGUGAUUUUGAUACUCCACAACAACAGGCCGCGCAACCUCAAAGACACAGAGGUGCUUUACUUCCCACCCCUUCAGAAUGCCCAUUACCUCAGCCAAAUACCAUGAUGAAGAGUCGUGAUGACUCCACAGACAAAACACCACAGUUUGGUCCCCCGUUCGGUAGGAACAGGGGAAUAGGUAGAGGUAGAGCAGUGGAUAAUCGUUUCAGAGGGCGUGGAAGAGGACGAGGUGGUCCUGCAUGGUAAAUUAAUGGAGAGUGUGAAGAAGAAAUUGUUUAAUUACUCAAACAGGUUUAUCAUGGAAAUAAAAAAAAUAAAAAAAAAAGAUUGGAUUGCAGAUUUGAACUGAAAGAAAUAUUGAAACUAGAAAAAAAAAUCAAAUAUUUACU
This is a messenger RNA of Cyprinodon variegatus (sheepshead minnow), 10368 nucleotides long. Its product is annotated as death inducer-obliterator 1. The record is from RefSeq and is a predicted model, not a curated record. The transcript is spliced from 16 exons. Gene Ontology annotation, biological process: DNA-templated transcription. Lineage: Eukaryota; Metazoa; Chordata; Actinopteri; Cyprinodontiformes; Cyprinodontidae. Gene Ontology annotation, cellular component: nucleus. Bases 128 to 10225 code for a protein of 3365 amino acids.